This is a messenger RNA of Neurospora hispaniola, 1921 nucleotides long. RefSeq lists its product as uncharacterized. NCBI's taxonomy places the organism in Eukaryota, Fungi, Ascomycota, Sordariomycetes, Sordariales, Sordariaceae. The transcript has a single exon. Bases 134 to 1702 code for a protein of 522 amino acids. The record is from RefSeq and is a predicted model, not a curated record.
CCUUGCCUUUCACACUCAAUAAUCUCACCGAAUACAACGAAGGACAGAAACAAUUCAAUAACUGAUAUCAGCGACAGCGUUCGUAGAACACAAUAUAUACAUCCUAAGCAGCAACUCCCGACGGCUCAUAACAAUGGGCGCCGCACUCUCACAGCCAUACACCCCUAUGCUCCCAAGGAGCAUCAAAAGCAAGUCCAAACGCCCCAGAUACCUGUUUCGCCUUCCAAUCCGAUGGAAAAAGAAAAGAACCUUUCCAGAAAUCCACGCUCCCUUGCCCAACCCAGGCCGCCAUGACCAUCAAGAAUCCCGCGAGUCGAAGCUCUACGAUAGUAGCGCCGAGGGCGAAGACAAGUCUCCCUUCUCAGAUCGCCUCCCUAUCUCGUUUACCACCGAAAAACCGUUACCAAAGUUACCUCUUCAGGCGAUUGCCCGUGCGGCUCAAUUACCACCUAAUCAACAGGCGCAACCCAAUUCCUCUAGCGAACUUCCAGCCACUGAAGCCAUCCAAGCCGUCAAUGCCCCUUCCGAAAACACCAACCAAGAGGACGAUAAUGAGGAUGUCUCAGACUCAGACUUUUCACCAGAAACAGAAAGACCGCACACCCCGCCGCCUUGGGACACUUCCCUGUCUGGCUACGGCUCCGUUCUCGAAGUUUCCCGUCCCUUCAGGGCCAGACGUGUGUUUGGGCACCCGCUUGUGGAGGGACACUUUUUGGGAUAUAAGGGGGAUAGCUUUUUUAUGGUUGGUGGUGGCCCGAUAGCAGCAGAGGAGAAGAGGAGGGUGUGGAGGGUGUGGGAGUCAACAAACAAAAAUGAAAAAGAAAAAGGGAAGGAAAAAGGAGAAUAUGAUGGAGUGAACGAAGAAUGGAAGAAGAAGGUGGGGCUAAAGAGUGGAAGACCACAAAAGGCGAUAGAAGGAAGGGAAAGGGAAAGGGAAAGGGAAAGAGGAAAGAAGAAAACAAAGACAAAAAGAAGAAUGUCCGUGUGGAGAAAGUGGAAGCCUUUACCUAGGUAUCCGGCUUGCACCACGGGGGUUGUUGUUGUUGCGCAGAGGACUACGUCUAGUAUGUGGGCUGAUACUGCUGCUGCUAUUGGUGACGGCGACAGCGCAUGGAGAGAGUUGGUCGAGCAGGAAGAAGACCAGGAAUACCAGGGAGGGGAUGAGAAAGAGGAAGAAGCAGAUCAGGGCGAGGACGAGCAUGGAGACAAUGAUGACGAGGACUUGGAGAAGCCAAUCAAGAGGUUUCUGGAGAUGAAGAUCCCCGUGGACUUGAGCAGUUUACGUCGGCUGAGAAUCAGUCUUGCGGGAGCUGGGGGGCAUACACCGACUGUUGACGACGGGACUGGGGAAAAUGCAGGAGGGGAGGAAGGUUUGGAGAAGGUGAUGGAGGGGGAGCAAGGCCAGUUAUCACCGGUCGAGUCGUUGAUGUUCACGGACACGGACAUUGAGGGCUUCGAGUUUUUAUUUGAAGAGGAGGACGAAGGAGGUGGGACAUGGGAUUCGGGACCAGCCGCAGGAGUAAAGAGCGGAAGGGUAGAGGGAAAAGGUGAAGCCUGCAAGAUGGAAGAGCCAAUUGGUGGCUUUGCAGGAGGAGAUACAUACACAGCAGAAGGUUCUGAAGAAGAUGCUGAACACCACUUGACAGCGAGGAGCGCUUUCAGCGUUACGCAAAGAUUGAGUCGGUGGAAGGAAAGGAGAUAAUGAGAGAAGAGGAAUUUAAGAGAGGACGGAAUGAGGUAAUGGAUUGAGCUUAACAACAUGGGGGUUUGGGAAAGGAGAGACUGCGGUUAGAGCCAGAACCAAGAAUAAGAAAGAUCUCAGAACGGAAAAGGCAAGGAACCACCGACUACACUAGAAUAAAAAGUAAGAGGAACGCAGGGCAAACAUUUAUCUCUCCAUGGCCUGCCCAAUCAAGGUACC